Cladophialophora immunda is the source of this 1491-nucleotide messenger RNA. RefSeq lists its product as uncharacterized. The transcript is spliced from 2 exons. Gene Ontology annotation, biological process: transmembrane transport. The record is from RefSeq and is a predicted model, not a curated record. Bases 1 to 1491 code for a protein of 496 amino acids. Lineage: Eukaryota; Fungi; Ascomycota; Eurotiomycetes; Chaetothyriales; Herpotrichiellaceae. Gene Ontology annotation, molecular function: transmembrane transporter activity.
AUGGUGGAAAGAAAUACACGCGACGAGCCCCAGGCAUGGCCAAAUGCUCCUCGCGAGAAGGUCGUCGAAUCCGUCGAGGCUGCGUAUGACGACCACAAAUCCGAGGUCGUGAAACCAGGAUCGAAAUGGCAGAGAUUCAUCGAUGUACUAACGUGGACGCCACCAUGGUGUCGAUGGGAUCCAGAAAAACCGCCCAAAUUCUCAGUCUGGCAUAAUGUUCUGUUCGCGUUUGCAGGUGCCUUUACUGUGGGCAACUUGUACUACAACCAUCCCAUCUUGAAUAUUCUGGCUCGAGACUUCAACGUCCAUUAUGUGACGGUAUCACGAAUUCCGACUCUGAUGCAAGCUGGUUAUGCCACUGGUUUGCUGUUCGUAUGUCCGCUGGGCGACUUGCUGAAGAGGAGACCGUUGACGUUGGUGCUCAUUGCGUUCACAGCCACCAUGUGGAUCGGAUUGUGCGUGACCCCUUCCUUCACGGCUUUCUGCGCAAUCUCCUACAUAUGUGCUGUCACAACGGUCAUCCCUCAAGUAAUGCUGCCGUUGGUCUCGGAGUUGGCACCCCCUAAUCGACGCGCUUUGGCCUUGAGCAUCACCACUUCUGGUAACCUUCUUGGCAUCGUGAUUGCCCGUCUUCUCUCGGGAGUUGUCACACAAUUUACGUCGUGGCGAAACGUCUACUGGGUCGCCCUUGCGUUGCAAUACCUCAUCCUUAUUACGCUCUGGCUUUUUAUGCCCGACUAUCCCUCUUCGAACCCUCAGGGAUUGAACUACUUCAAAAUGAUCGGCGGAAUCAUUUUUUUGUACAAAAAGCAUGCCGUCCUCGUUCAAGCCGGAUUGAUCAGCUUCUGUAUCUCGGCCGCAUUCACAAAUUACUGGACUACACUCACAUUCCUCCUGGCCGAUUCACCGUACAACUACUCGCCAGUCGUCAUUGGGUUGUUCGCACUGAUCGGUGUGGCUGGUAUCGUAAUGGGCCCGCUCUACGCGAAAUACCUCAUUCAACCCUUCGCGCCUCUCUUUUCUUGCUUGAUGGGCUGUGCCGCCAAUCUGAUUGGGAUUACCGUCGGGACAUAUACGGGAAAGCUCUCUGUCGCAGGACCGAUAAUACAGGCUUUCACGCUGGACAUGGGCCUUCAAAUUACCCAAGUGGCAAAUCGCGCUGCCAUCCACGCGAUUGAGCCAAACGGGCGGAAUCGAGUAAACACGGCCUUCAUGUUGUGUACAUUCACGGGUCAACUGACGGGCACCUCGGCGGGCGCAAAACUGUACGAGCGGGGCGGAUGGAUUGCGAGUGGGAGUCUCAGCGUCGCUCUGCUGGGAUUGACAUUUGUGAUCUGUGCUUUGAGGGGGCCGUAUGAGGAGGGUUGGAUAGGCUGGCAUGGCGGGUGGGAUGUAAGGAAGAAGAACUUGGCCGAGGCGACGAGCGGACCUAUACCAAUUGCGGUGGAAGCGUCGAGCACGACUGAUGAAGAGAAGGGACCACGGAGAUGA